AUGAGUCGUCACGGUGACUAUGAGGCGGUCCGCAAGGAUAUCGCUGCUCAGCUCCAGAAGCCCGGAUACGACGAUGGAAGCGCAGGCCCAGUGUUUGUGCGGUUGGCAUGGCACUCCGCCGGUACCUAUGAUGCCGAAUCUGACACUGGUGGUUCCAACGGCGCCGGUAUGCGCUAUGAAGCAGAGGGUGGCGACCCGGCCAACGCUGGUCUGCAACACGGUCGGGCUUUCUUGGAGCCCAUCAAGGAGAAGCACCCGUGGAUCACUUAUUCGGACUUGUGGACUUUGGCAGGCGUAGUCGCGAUCAAGGAGUUGGGUGGACCCGAUAUCCCAUGGCAGGGUGGACGAACCGACCUGGUCGAUGAUUCCAAGGUGCCACCCCGUGGCCGACUCCCCGAUGGUGCCCUGGGCGCCGACCACUUGCGAUUCAUCUUCAACCGCAUGGGCUUCAACGAUCAAGAGAUCGUCGCUCUGGCCGGAGGUCACAACCUCGGUCGCUGCCACGGCGACCGCAGUGGAUUCGAGGGACCCUGGGUAACGAACCCGACCCGGUUCUCCAACUCCUUCUUCAAGUUGCUGCUGCAGCUGGACUGGAAGCCCCGCAAGCUGGCGACGGGCAUGACCCAGUUCGUAUAUGAGGAUCCCGAUGCGGAGGAAGAUGAGGAGCCGCUCAUGAUGCUGCCGACCGAUAUGGCGCUGAAGACCGACCCGGCCUUCCUGCCCUGGGUGCAGCGUUAUGCCCAGGACAAGGAGUUGUUCUUUGACCACUUUGCCAAGGUCUUUGCCAAGUUGGUCGAGCUGGGUAUCCGACGUGAUGCCAAGGGCAAUGUGAUCAACACCGAUAACCAGUUGGGUGGUUACGUGUCUGCGCCCAAGAAGAGCAACGUGGCCACGGGUCCUAGCAAGGCCAAGGGUGAGCCUCGUGCUCGUCUGUAA
Messenger RNA from Penicillium cataractarum, 936 nucleotides. Its product is annotated as peroxidase. The record is from RefSeq and is a predicted model, not a curated record. NCBI's taxonomy places the organism in Eukaryota, Fungi, Ascomycota, Eurotiomycetes, Eurotiales, Aspergillaceae. The coding region runs from base 1 to 936 and encodes 311 amino acids. The transcript is spliced from 2 exons. Gene Ontology annotation, molecular function: heme binding; peroxidase activity. Gene Ontology annotation, biological process: hydrogen peroxide catabolic process; response to reactive oxygen species; cellular response to oxidative stress.